Messenger RNA from Toxoplasma gondii ME49, 2735 nucleotides. RefSeq lists its product as hypothetical. Bases 1259 to 2455 code for a protein of 398 amino acids. NCBI's taxonomy places the organism in Eukaryota, Apicomplexa, Conoidasida, Eucoccidiorida, Sarcocystidae. The record is from RefSeq and is a predicted model, not a curated record. The transcript has 2 exons.
GCUCCUCAAAACACUUUUCGCAUGGGUUUUCUUGCCUCAUGUCUGUUGUCGUUUUGAAGAACGAGCUGCUGCUUCGUACCCUACCCCGCUGGGGGGCUAAGGCUGCAAGCAUACCACGUGCUCGCUGGACUUCUUUUCCUUGCUUUGCGGGGAGCCUCAAUCUAGCUAGAUGAGGUUAUGUUUUCUUCACGAGGCAUCGGCGGCACAAUUCCGCAUUCAGCCCGCUUAAAUCCAAGAUAACUCCCUCCUUCUCUCGCGUAGGUGUGCCUUUCUUCGAGAAGCUCUGCAGCACGAUGUAAGUGGGCGCAGCGUCGCCAUUCGCUCGUCUACGGCAACGCGAAUGCGGUUCCAGUUAUCCGCAUUGUUCCCGUUAUUCGCAUUUGAGCAUAAACGUUUUUGAUGUUUCUGGUCUUUCCCUUUCUUCAUGUGCUUCAAUUUUCUCCUCGUGGGGUGUGUCUAGGCACCCUGUAAAUGCGCCCUUCACUUCUACGGUUGCCACAGCGCGUCGCUCGCGCUAGAGUUUUUUUCAAUGAGCUGCAUGUAGACUAUGUUCUGAGUGUCUGCACUUUUCAUCGCACCGGUGAGGUCUGCCGCGUAGAUUUGCCGGCUUGAUCAACAGCGAACCCGCUUGCGAUGUUCGUAGCGUUCACUUCCAAGAGGAUUUCCUCUCACUCGUGAGGAAUUCGUGCCAAGGCAGUUUCUGAUCAGUUGCAUGAGAACGAUACAUUGUUUCUAUGUUAUGAGACAUCCGCAUCGUGAUGACUUAAUGCCUUAGACUAUUUGUGUGGCGAUACGGAGGCCUGCUUCUACAUCCCGGCAGAUCUAUGGACGCCUGCGCUCUCUUGUGUUCGACUGUACACGCCAGCAAAAGGAAUGAACGCUACCGCAUGGAAGCGUGUCUACUGCUGCUUUAAAGAGAAACGUGAUAUUUAGUUUCAUGGUAUCAUCCGCGCUCGACGUACCGACUUUUCGCCAUGUCUUUGACUUCAACAUCAGGGCUCAGUGUUUGGAGAAAAACGCGUGAUUGUGUUGGUGUCAAGACGUCGGGGCAAAUCCCAAAUUUUUCAACACAGUCUUGCAGUUCAUGCAAUUGCCCGCCGCAUAGACAGCUGCUAAGCCUUUUCUCCAGUGCGCAUUUUGCGCUGCUUUCUCGGAGAACCCAGAGGAAAGGCAAGCCCUCUCUCCCUCGUCUCGAGUUUCGCCCACUAGUCAGGACUCUUCGGAUCGUUGACGCAUUCGAAAAAUCGUGGAGUCCAGAAUGGAUGUCUUCUUCUUCUGCAGAGCCGCGGGGUUUUGCAAGGACCCGCCACUGGAGGAGUUCCAGCCGAAGUGGUGGCUUGACACAAACGGUAGCUCUGGCGAGGAGACAGCGUCGUCUGGGAAUACUCCGUCGGAGCGUCCUGUGCACCUCCCCACACAGACAGGAACGCCCGUCUCUUCGCUGGGUGCCGAAGAAGGCCUGGCAGCCGAUGGGUUGCCGCUGGCAUUGCAUGCCCAACUUCGGCACCUUCAGAGCAUUCAGCAGUUUCAUUUGUGGCGUUUGAAGGGGCUGGACGCUCAGCUGUGCAUGCUGAAGGCGGAGAAGUUGCGCCUCUCGCGUGAGGAAGGAAGCGGAUCUUCACCUGCAGAGAACCGAGGCCAGGGCACAGCAGCACCGACGGCCGCGUUUGCAGCUGGCGACGAACGGAAUGCUGAAAAGCGUCCUGCUGAAGCUCCUUCACAGUCUCUGUCGACAGUGGCGGACCCUGCAUCGCAGGAGGAGAGUCAGUCUUUGAGUGCGAAGGCACACGACAGAGAGACGGGUCUUCCGGAGACGCGCAAGAUGCACAACAUCGAGAAGAAACGCGGAAGUGGCGGAUCACCUCGUCUCGAGUUCCCAAGCGACGACCGAUCUGUUUCUGUCUCCACGACUCUGCCGUCGACUCCGGCAACAAACAUGUCUUCUUGCUCAGGAACCCCAGCGUCGUUUGCCUCCAGAAGCGUUUCGCGAGAGGCUGAGGGCCGACGGGGUCAGCACGGAGCUUCUGGCGUGUAUGGACCGCAAGAGGUCACUUUGUCUUUGACUGAUGAACAACUCAAACAGAAACACGCAGAAGAAGCCAGAGGGGGGCCUGGAGGGCGAGAGAGAACAAACAAGACAGAACCGACGGGAGAGGCCUGGGGCGUAACAUCAGAUAGUGAACAGCGACUUCGUGGUGUCCAAACGAAAAAGCUGUCGACACCGAUGGACCCGGCGGAGACGCGAACGCAUGCAGCGCCCGCGGUCUGUGGGGCGACAGACAUGUUAGGGACUGAGAAGGAGGGAGAAACGGAGGGAGAUGGCGGAAGAGAUAGAUGUCUGGGCGGGGAGAUCACGCAGAGCGAAUCGGUAGGGAAACGAGAAAUGGCUGAUCUCACGACCCACGUCACAGACGCCGGGGAGUUUUACAAAGAAGACGACGAAAAGGGGCUUUAAUAAAAACGGAGUUUUGUAGCGGAAGACACGGCCCAGCGACUCAGCAUGGGCGUUAGGAAGCGUGUCAUGUCUUCUGGAAGCGAGCGAUUCUUGAAACGUUGUUGAAACAACCGUUGUACGCACUCCAUGUUCGCUGUGAAAAGUGGAUCGGUGCCGUUGUCAGGCGACAACACAUUGUGGCAGUGUUCAGAGUUUACGCCAUCGUUCUGAAGAAACGUUUCUUGUAGACAAGGAGACAGUUGAAGAAACAAUUUCAACAGAAGACAGCUGAAAGUUGCCG